UAGGAAGCAGGAGCGUCAAACAUAGACUAUAUGGUUGCAAAGGAACUAAAUGUUUUUAACUCCGUGUUAAGUUAUAAAACUUUUGCGUCAGAUACAAACAGUUAAGUGCUCGGCUGUUGGGUAGAGGUGACCAGUAAGUAGCGUCCACUGAUAGCAAUGACAUUGACAGGCGAGUGCUCGAUAUGAAAUUAAAUACCGUUAGGUUAAGUAAAAAAACGGCCUGUGACAGUCACUUCCGCAUUAAGAUGUGGAACCCCAGAUGGCCGUGUUCGGCGUCGUCUGCAACGUACCUGGCCGUUGUUGGGUCAGUCUGAGGAGUGAAUCACGAAGAGUUGUGUAGUACAAUGGUCUUACUCUGUGUUAAUCUUUUGAGGAGCAGUCGCUUCUGUUCCCGUCCUGCGCAUCUGACACGAAACUUCUGGGUCUGCAACGGAGCUGGACAUUCCCUGAAGAGGGCACCCUCUGUGUCCUCUCAGAUCAGCUGUCACGGAAGAACACACAAUGUUCACUUCAGAGCCUCUCCGACGGGACCACCUCUCUUCUUCUGCAGCAGUGGAAGGACGGUGUGUUUCCAGAUUAGUCCCAAAGCCACUUUACCCCUGCACCCCGGCCCUGUCCUGACACAGCGCGGACACCACUUCCACACCUCGGCCCCUGUGAGGGCCAUACCAGCUCCUCUCAUUUGGCUGGUGCUCAAACCUCUGCAGAAGCUCAUGGCUAUAAUACUGGGCAGGAGUAUAAGGAAGUGGUGGGUGGCUCUACCAGCCAACCGCCGGCAGCUCAUGCGCGAAUGGGUCUGGCAGCGCCGCUGGCAUCUGGCGGCAGGGACAGGCGUUGCUAUGGUGAUUAUAGUCCUCCUUCUCCUGACCCACCUGGAUGAGUCCCCGAUGACAGGACGGACCCGCCUCCUGGUGUUCAGCAGGGAGAACUACAUGGAGCUGGCAGCUCGCACCUCGGAGAUGUACAUGGAGGAGUUUGCAGAGCUGCUGGUUCCAGUCACUGACCCCCGUCACCAGGUGGUGGAGCGGGUGGUGCAGCACCUGGCACAGAGGAACAAGGACAUCCCUGAAGUGUCUCAGGUCACCUGGAGCGUUCACUUGGUGCAAAGCCACGACAUCAAUGCCUUUGUCCUCCCGAACGGGAAAGUGUUCAUGUUUACGGGGAUGCUGGACGCCGUGGCAGAUGUUCACCAGCUCACUAUUGUUCUGGGACAUGAGAUGGCCCAUGCUUUAUUGGGACACUCUGCGGAACAGGCCAGUCUGUCUCAUGUCGUGGACCUCCUGUCCCUUAUUCUGCUGACAGCCAUCUGGGCUGUGUGCCCUCGAGACAGCCUGGCACUGCUGGCACAGUGGGUACAGGACAAGCUUUCCCAGUUAAUGUUCACCCGUCCCUACAGUAGGAAACUGGAGGCUGAGGCCGAUCAAGUCGGAUUGCAGUUGGCUGCUAAGGCGUGUGCAGAUGUGCGAGCAGGCCCCGUAUUCUGGCAGCAAAUGGACAUCAGAGACCAGCUGAAAGGAGAGCCCACCUUCCCUGAGUGGCUGUCCACACACCCGUCUCACAGGAACAGAGUCGCUCAGCUGGACCGCCUUGUACCACAGGCUCUGGAGUUGAGGGAGAGCUGCGUCUGCCCUGCUCUUCCUGCUACUGACCCUCGUGCCGUCUUCUCCAAGAGUGUCCGUGUGUUGCUGGAAAAUGCUCAAGACCAGAGGAGAGGAGGGCAAGAAGGGGCACACAAGCCCCACCUGCCCCACCGCCCGGCCUCACUCCCCACUGAACUGCCUGCAGCUCUGCUUGCCUCCCCAAAUGUGAAUCAAGAAAGCAAAGUACCUGUCCAGUCUGUAGCUUCAGAGUUAGCUGUAUCAACCUCUGUCCCUGCUGCUGCUGAGGGGGGAGAGUCCCACGUGGUGCAGAGCACCAGCUGACAGAAGUGUUAAAUCCUCACAAAUGUGUAGACUGACUAUUAUAUAAAUUAAUGAGUGAAUACGAGAGUGAUUGCUGUAUUGGCCUGCUAGCCUAAAAGAUGGUUUUCAUGGUUAUUAAAAUUUCAGAGCCCCUGAGUGCACAGGUGGUAAAAGGA
Molecule: messenger RNA, 2077 nt
Organism: Micropterus salmoides (largemouth bass)
Lineage: Eukaryota; Metazoa; Chordata; Actinopteri; Centrarchiformes; Centrarchidae
Gene: oma1
Product: OMA1 zinc metallopeptidase
Exons: 8
Coding region: 345-1922 (525 amino acids)
Biological process (GO): mitochondrial protein processing; protein quality control for misfolded or incompletely synthesized proteins
Cellular component (GO): mitochondrial inner membrane
Molecular function (GO): metalloendopeptidase activity
Source: RefSeq, a predicted model, not a curated record